GGUUUGACACCUCUAUAGACGCGUGCUCGAAAAAUUGAAAUAUUGAAAAAGCGUAAUAAAAUAAGUAAAGUAAAGAAUAAACUAUUCUUUAAGUGUAGCACAAAAAGUUUGCAAACACCUGACUAAAAUGGCAAACGCUGAUGUGCAGUAUAAUUACGGUCAGCAGGACAACGGCGAUGAUUACAAUGACGAUAGCAACCAGCAGGAUGAUGAUGAUCAGUACGAGGAUAAUGGCAAUGAUGGAUUGAACGUGAAGAUUGAGAACGUGGGCGAAAGCCCAAAGUUUAUACGCCUCCGUGGUCUUCCUUGGUCGGCAACGCACAAAGAGAUCUUGGACUUUUUGGAGAAUGUAAAUGUCAGCAAUGGCUCGGACGGCAUUCAUUUGGUGACAAGUCGCGUAGAUGGAAAGAAUACGGGCGAGGCCUAUGUAGAAGUUGCAAGCCAAGAUGACGUGGAGGAGGCACGCAAGUUAAACAAGGCCAGCAUGGGACAUCGCUAUAUUGAGGUCUUCACCGCUACACCUAAAGAAGCAAAGGAGGCCAUGAGGAAGAUUGGCGGCCAUGGCAAUGCUUUCGUUGUAAAGCUGCGAGGACUGCCCUAUGCCGUCACAGAACAGCAGAUCGAGGAGUUCUUUACGGGGUUGGAAAUCAAAACGGAUCGGGAGGGCAUACUUUUUGUUAUGGACAGAAGGGGUCGAGCAACUGGGGAAGCUUUUGUUCAGUUCGAAAGCCAGGAUGACACUGAGCAAGCCUUGGGCCGAAAUCGGGAAAAAAUUGGGCACAGAUACAUUGAGAUCUUCCGCAGCUCAAUUGCUGAGAUGAAGCGUGCCACAGGCAGCGGUGGAAGCUCUGGCGGACGCCCGGGCCCCUAUGAUAUACGUGAUCGCGGUGCUAAUCGUGGAGGAAACGAUUUCGGAGGAGGACGAAAUGACUGGGGUAACAAUGGAAAUUUUGGUGCUGGUGCCAACAACAUGCUUGGCUUCAACAAUCUGCCCAGUUUGAUGAAUUCUGGAAACUUUGGCAACAACCCCGGCGGUGGAAAUGGUAGCGGUAAUGGUGGAAAUUUUGGACCAAAUUCAGGUCCCAGCAAUUUUGGAAACUUUGGUGGAAACAGCGGAAAUUCAAAUUUUGGUGGAACCCUAGGUGGUAACGGUGGAGGUGGCAACAACGGAGGCGGUAACUUUGGGAACUUUGGAGGCAACAAUGGAGGUGGUAAUUUUGGCGGUAACAACAGCGGAGGAGGCUUCAAUAGUGGAAGUAACUUCGGAUCUCCAGUGGGCGGCAGUAACUUUGGUAACAACAACAAUGGAGGAUCCAAUUUUGGUGGAAACAACGGAGGCGGCUUCAAUAAUGGUGGCAGUAGCUUUAACUCUACAGCAGGCGGCGGCAACUUUGGCCCAAUCGGUGGCGGCCGUAACAACAAUAACGGCGGAAACUUUGGUAAUUCUGGAUUUGGAAACUUUGGAGCCAACAACAACGGCGGAAACGGGGGCGCCAACUUUGGCGGAGCUAACAAUGCCGGAGGCUUCAAUAACGGCAGCAACUUUGGCUCUUCCCUUAGCGGAGGAGGCAACUUCGGGCCUAUCGGCGGUGGCCGUGGAAGCGAUGUGGAGUAUUAUACAAUCCAUAUGCGAGGACUCCCGUACACUUCAUUUGAAAAUGAUGUCUUCAAGUUCUUCGAACCUAUUCGGCCUGCUAAUGUCCGCAUAAACUACAACAAGAAGGGACUGCACAGCGGUACUGCUGAUGCCUAUUUUGACACGUACGAAGAUUCUCAGAUCGCCAUGAAACGGCACCGCGAACAAAUGGGUUCGCGCUAUAUUGAGCUCUUUUACGACGGAAAGACACGAGGCGGGGCCAAUGGAAAUGGCGGUGGUGGCAAUGUAGGCGGCGGAGGUGGAGGUGGCGCUGGCAACAAUGGAGGUGGUGGCAACGGAAAUUUCUCUCGUCGCAUCUGAGGCUCUUCCAUCUGGGGGCUUGAUUACAUUAAUUAUAAUGUAAGCGCAAGUAUUUAAUAAAUUUAUGAACAAGCCGCAA
Molecule: messenger RNA, 2036 nt
Organism: Drosophila obscura
Lineage: Eukaryota; Metazoa; Arthropoda; Insecta; Diptera; Drosophilidae
Gene: glo
Product: heterogeneous nuclear ribonucleoprotein H3
Exons: 7
Coding region: 128-1957 (609 amino acids)
Cellular component (GO): ribonucleoprotein complex
Molecular function (GO): RNA binding
Source: RefSeq, a predicted model, not a curated record